Molecule: messenger RNA, 357 nt
Organism: Fraxinus pennsylvanica
Lineage: Eukaryota; Viridiplantae; Streptophyta; Magnoliopsida; Lamiales; Oleaceae
Source: the annotation of a GenBank genome assembly
AUGGAGAGCAUCCACAAAUCUAAGGCUGAGAAGGCAGAGAAAAGACCUUGUCAGACCAAUUCGAUGCUAAGAGAGCAAAGAGCAAGGCUAGUAGGGAAUGAAAAGAUAGCUAGGAGGGAGGAGAUUAACUGCAUUCCCUUUGUAGGUAAGCACAAGGGUACUAGAGAGGCAAGGUUGCCAACUAAAGUACUUUGGAUGAGGAGAAUGAGGGUGCUCAGGCGCUUGCUUCGCAAGUACAGGGAGUCAAAGAAGAUUGACAAGCACAUGUAUCAUGACAUGUACAUGAAGGUUAAAAGCUUGUUUCCAAAAGGAGAUUCUGAAAUCAUCAUAACGAACUGGUAUGAAAUGCUCAAGUGA